UAGCUACUAUAACAUUUGCUACCUAUCCAAAAAUGGGAUAAUUAACUAUUUUGCACAACCCGGAACUAAAAUCUAUAAAAGCGUUUCCGUGUCGACCGAUCUUUAGAAGCGGACCGCUAGCUGUCAAGCAAAUAACGCUUCCGUUUUAUCAAUCCUGGACAGAGUUGAACAGCUUUACCUCGACGCCGAGAGAAAGUCUUUUUUUUACGCGUUCACAUCGACAUGCAGAAUACUUGACGUUAUUACAGCUAGCUUUGAACUACAUUCACGUCCACGUCGCGUUCCGUCAUCAAACAUGGAGAAAUUUGAAGGCUACAUGUUCACUGCGCUCUGCAGCACCAACUUUUUGAUAUCCUGCCUGCUGUUCUCCAGAGUCACGCGGGAGCAAAGGGAGCCGUACAUGGACGAGAUUUUCCAUGUCCCGCAAGCUCAGAAAUACUGCCAUGGAAAAUUCAACGAGUGGGACCCGAUGAUCACCACUCUCCCGGGCCUCUACCUCGUCUCCGUGGGAGUCAUCAAGCCCAUUGUGUGGCUCGCUGACCUGACGGGUCAGGUGGUUUGUUCCACGGCCAUGCUGCGCUUCAUCAACCUGCUUUUCAACUGUGGAAACCUUUACGUGCUCUAUCUGCUGGUCUGCAAACUGCACCUCCGCGACAAGACGAAAACCACCUCUCGCCGAGUCCUCUCGGCGCUGUCCCUGUCCACCUUCCCCGUGCUCUACUUCUUCAACUUCCUUUACUACACCGACGCCGGAUCUACUUUCUUCACCCUCUUCACGUAUCUCAUGACGCUCUACGGCUGCCACAAGGCCUCUGCGUUCCUCGGCGUUUGCUCCGUGCUCUUCCGUCAGACCAACAUCAUCUGGGUGAUGUUCUGCGCCGGCACUGUGGUGGCCACCAAAAUGGACGAGGUCUGGAGGGUGGAGCACGCCAAAAAGCGGGACGAAAAGUCCCCCGCGUCCCAGGUCCCUCUGUCGUACAGUGGCGCUAAGAAAGUAUCACUUUUUGUGCUGGAGUUCCUCACCUCCCCCAGCCACGUGAAGGCGGUGUUGCUGGUGGCGUGGCCCUACGCCGUGGUCGGCGCCAGCUUCCUGGCGUUUGUGGUGCUGAACGAUGGGAUAGUUGUGGGUGACAGGACGAGUCAUGAAGCCUGCCUCAACUUCCCACAACUCUUCUACUUCUUCUCCUUCGCCCUCUUCUUCUCCCUCCCCGUCUCGCUGUGUUACCAUCGCGCUCUUCGCUUCCUCCAGGCUCUGAGGAAGCAGCCGUUCUUAUUCCUCUUUGUCACAUGUGUGUGCCUGCUCCUGGUGUGGAAGUUCACCUUUGUCCACAAGUACCUCCUAGCAGAUAACCGCCAUUUCCCCUUCUACGUGUGGAACAGGCUCUUCCAGAGGCACGAGCUGGUACGCUUCCUCCUCGUGCCCGCGUACGUGUUCGCGGGAUGGAAUUUCCUGGACACCUUCAAGACGCACUCGCUCUUCUGGAGCCUGGCGUUCCUGGUGUGCCUCCUGGUCGCGACUGUGCCGCAGAAGCUGCUGGAGUUCAGGUACUUCAUUGUUCCAUACCUGAUGUACCGCCUCCACAUGCCCCUGCCCUCCUUUCCCAGACUCGUUGUGGAGUUUCUCCUGUACACGGCGGUGAACGCUGCCACACUUUACCUCUUUGUCAGUAAGACCUUCCGAUGGCCAGACAGCACAGCCCAACAGAGGUUCAUGUGGUGAGCCAACGGGACAAGCUCACGCCAGGAGUUACCACGACUCAAACAGGAUGUAGGUACCAAACGAGAACCACAGAAAUAAAGCUUCGGGUUACAUUUCAAUAAGAAACACAAAUGGCUUAUACUGUCAACAUUUUUGUACAGUCGCAUGUCAGUCGGAUCGUGUUUUGGGGUUGCCAUACGUUACAAUGAGAAUGAAUGAAUAUUGCUAGUUUUACUGUGACAGAAAAAAUCAAAAAUCAUUAAAUUGCAUGCUUUUCAGGUUUUAGUUUCACGGCCACAAACCCUGAAGUGAGGCUGUAAAUUUACCAUUAAUGAGUUCACAUGAAGUUAACAUGAAAAUAAGAAAAUCAAACGGGAAUUAUAAAAAAAAGGAACGUUUUGGACUUUAAUGCCAGAGUGGAGCUGUUGGUGUUGCAAAUCUGGUCUGAAUUAUCAUGUCACGUCUUUUUUUGUUGAUAGUUGUUUUGUUUGUUUGUUUUGACUCCAUCUGCAAUUUUUUGAUUGAAUGUUAAUCCCUUUCCAUGGCAGGAAAGUUAAUCAUGUAAUUUAAAAAUGAUCAACAGGUUUCAGGGAAUUGUCAAGGCCAGCUUUUGCUGCCCAUCAAUGACGAACUAUUUUGUAUUAUUAAUGUAAAUACCGUAUGUAGUUCUAUAAAUGUAUCUUUAAAGAAAAACACUGUAGAAGCAAGUUGAAUAUAUAAUAUGAACAGACCAAAAAUUCCAGCCAUAUUGUUCAGAAUUGUGUGGGAUGUUUUUUUCCUAACCCUAACCUACAUAUUUGUUAAUCAUGACAAAAUACAUACAGAUUUUUUACUUUGACCAAGCCAUAAAGAGCCACUGGAAGUUACUCAGAAUUGUGAUGUUUUUUGCUUGUUGUGUGUGUACCUUUUGAAUAAA
Molecule: messenger RNA, 2615 nt
Organism: Pungitius pungitius (ninespine stickleback)
Lineage: Eukaryota; Metazoa; Chordata; Actinopteri; Perciformes; Gasterosteidae
Gene: alg10
Product: ALG10 alpha-1,2-mannosyltransferase
Exons: 3
Coding region: 296-1720 (474 amino acids)
Biological process (GO): dolichol-linked oligosaccharide biosynthetic process; protein N-linked glycosylation
Cellular component (GO): endoplasmic reticulum
Molecular function (GO): dolichyl pyrophosphate Glc2Man9GlcNAc2 alpha-1,2-glucosyltransferase activity
Source: RefSeq, a predicted model, not a curated record